GGCCCAUCAAAUGUAUUGUGUUGUGUUGAAUUAGAUCACUCACCGUCUCUUGAAUCUUGAUUCCUUUACCAAAUCAUAGACAGGAGACAGCAGGAUUCACAAAGCACGCCUGACGUUUCUCCCUUUCCCGCAAGCCCCAAGCUUCCAAGCCAAGCAGCGAGCGUCUCCGUGACCAUGGCUUCAUCGCGACCUCCUCCUCCUCCUCCUCCCCCUAAAUCCUUCGAUCUCGUCGAGAUCACUGUCGUCUCCGCGAAGCACUUGAAGAACGUCAACUGGCGCCACGGCGAUCUCAAGCCCUACGCUGUUGUCUACUUGGACCCCGAGCGCCGUGCAGCCACCAAACCCGAUGAUUCAGGAUCCACGCGCCCCGUCUGGAACGAGAUCCUUUCCCUGCCCCUCCCACCCACUCCCCUCGACGAUCCCUCUCUCAUCCUCACCUUCGAUCUCUUUCACUCCAAGCCCUCCGAGACCCCAAAGCCACUUGUCGGCACCGCCAGAUGCCCCCUCAAAGAUCUCCUCUCUGAACCCGCCGCAGCCCUCGAUGGAUCGCCCUCUCCCAUCAAAACCCUAGAGCUCCGUCGCCCGUCGGGCAGGCCCCAGGGAAAAAUCCGGAUCAAGCUCGCCAUCAAAGACCGCCCUGCUCCUCCCCCUGAGCAUGGUUACCACUUCGGCCCUCCACUGGCUAUUAUUACUCAACCGCCGGGGCAGCUCCUCCUCCCUCCUCCUCCUCAGCCAGCGAGAGACUAUAGCCGAUACUCCCCUCAGCCUCCACCCGCCUCUCCUUACAGCCAUCCUAUUCCUCCUCAGCCCUCUCAGUAUUCCUAUGGGGUCUACUCUGAUCCGUUCGCUGGGUACUAUUCCUCUGGCGCUGGAUAUUAUUCGGCUCCUCCUGCUCCUGCUCCUGCUCCUGCCCCUGCGCCCACCCAGGCUCCUGCUCGUUCCUAUUACGAUCGAGCAGCUGGGUAUGGUGGCCCAUCUGCGCCUCUGGACUAUUCCUCCUCGGGCCCUUCUUCUUAUUAUGAACAAAAGCCUAAAGGUAGCAGACUGGGGAUGGGAACAGGCUUGGCCGUUGGAGCAGCGGCAGGGGCACUGGGUGCUCUGGCGCUUGAAGAAGGUGUCAAGUAUGAGGAGGGGAAGAUUGCAGACAAGGUGGAGACUGAUCUCGCUGCGAGGGAUGAUUACAGCGACUAUCGUGCUGACUAUUGAUAAGGUUUUCUUUCCUCACCACUCUAUAAUCUCCGUGAGUUAGUUUGGUUCUGGAGGAGCUAUGGAUUUCAAAUAAACUGAAAAAGUAAAUGUUUGCCAUUUGAUGUUUCGUUUAUCACCCUCUUUAUGUAAUAUAUUGUUACCCAUGCUGUGCCCCCCUUGAAUUUGUUCUCUAUUUUUUUUUUUUUAUCAAUGAACUCCAAUUUAGUUAUGUUACAACAAUGCAGCUCAUGCUUGUGCAACAUGAUAUUAAGGUUUCUAUCAAGUGUUUCUCAAAA
Messenger RNA from Dioscorea cayenensis subsp. rotundata (Guinea yam), 1484 nucleotides. RefSeq names its product protein SRC2 homolog. Gene Ontology annotation, biological process: defense response. NCBI's taxonomy places the organism in Eukaryota, Viridiplantae, Streptophyta, Magnoliopsida, Dioscoreales, Dioscoreaceae. The record is from RefSeq and is a predicted model, not a curated record.